Messenger RNA from Sorex fumeus (smoky shrew), 501 nucleotides. Its product is annotated as T-cell surface glycoprotein CD3 delta chain. NCBI's taxonomy places the organism in Eukaryota, Metazoa, Chordata, Mammalia, Eulipotyphla, Soricidae. Gene Ontology annotation, molecular function: transmembrane signaling receptor activity. The transcript has 4 exons. Gene Ontology annotation, biological process: cell surface receptor signaling pathway; positive thymic T cell selection. Gene Ontology annotation, cellular component: external side of plasma membrane; alpha-beta T cell receptor complex. Bases 1 to 414 code for a protein of 137 amino acids. The record is from RefSeq and is a predicted model, not a curated record.
AUGGGCCUCUGCAGGGCUCUGGCUGGCCUGCUGCUGGCUUCCCUUCUCUCCCAAGCGCGUUCCAAGAUGACUGUGGAGGAAAUUGAGGACAAAGUGUACCUGAGAUGUGACAAUGACAUCAAGUGGAUUGCGGGAGCCAUGGGGGUGUAUAUGUCAGAAAACAAAAGAAUGGACUUGGGAAAGCGCAUCCUGGAUCCCCGGGGGAUAUACCAGUGUGAAGAAAACGUGAAGGAUGAGCCCUCAAAAAAUGUUACAGUGCAAAUUUACUAUCGAAUGUGCCAGAGCUGCGUGGAGCUGGACAUAACCUCCUUGACUGGCAUCCUGGUCGCUAACAUCAUAGCCACUUUGCUUCUGGCUUUGGGAGUCUAUUGCUUUGCCGGACAUGAGACCGGAAGGAUCUCUGGAGCCCAUUGACUUCGAAACAACAACCCCUUCAGUCACCUUGGUGAGAACUCGCACCCGAAUGAAUGAGCCCGAGCAGGGAGGCUUCUGGGAGCAACA